Messenger RNA from Nicotiana tabacum (common tobacco), 4166 nucleotides. RefSeq names its product putative late blight resistance protein homolog R1B-23. Gene Ontology annotation, biological process: defense response to other organism. The record is from RefSeq and is a predicted model, not a curated record. Lineage: Eukaryota; Viridiplantae; Streptophyta; Magnoliopsida; Solanales; Solanaceae. Gene Ontology annotation, molecular function: ADP binding.
UGCAAGUCUGUCAAAUGCCAUUUUAUAAUCUCCAUCCAAAAUAAAUAAAAAGAUAUAGAGAAAAGCUAAGUGGCUUUGAUGCUAUUUCUCUUCCUACGCCAUUAUUGCGCCUCAUAAAACAAGGUGAAAUAUUGUAUUUCCUAUGUCAGUAUUGAGUUGCCCUUGACCUGCUCGGUAAAAUGCCUGAAAGAGAUUGAAAGGUCCGAGAUCAUGCAGCUUGGACAAGAAAUUUUGUAUGCUUUUCCAGUUCAAUGAAAAGUACCCCCUGUUGUCUAAAAGCUUGCAGAUCUUCACUAAAGAACCAAACAUGCUAGAUGUCACUCACAAAGUCCAAGCUCUGUAUCAAGAUGCUCUACUUGACUUUUCUGAAUUACAUCUAGCUGAGUACUUUGAUUUUUGUACCUUUAAGUUACAAAACGAGAUUUGGUUGAUUAAGAGGGAAAUUAGAGCCAAAUACGCCUUUCCUAAAAUAUCAUACUUACCACUUUCAGCCAACAAGGAUGGUAUUGCUAUUCGCAAAUUUAUGACAGAAUUCAUGGAUACUGUGGUGGAGAAUCUUCGUGAUUUAGUGAAGAUUUAUGUUCGCUGUUCGUUUAUUAUUGUCCCCGAAACAAUAAUGAAACAUAUAGAAGAUGUUUUAAAAGAAUUGAAAAUGCUGCAAAAUUUCUUCUGCUUUGUCUCAAAGAGCUUAAGAGAGCCUGAGAGCCAACAUAUUGUUAAUUUCUUUACUCACGCUUUAGCAGUGGCCGGCCACACAUCAAUGCUUUUCUGGUUGUAUUUACCAGACUUGACUUCAGAGGAAAUAAAUGUAUUGCUUUCUGAUCUCUUGCGAAUGAGGAUUAAGCCCACUCAACCAUGCAUCCGCAAGAUCUAUGUUGAUGUCUUGCAAUCUUUAAAGUCGACAAUACAAUCUGCAGGAUGGUAUCACAAAAUCCAAAAUCAAGAGCAAGCAAUUGAUACCGAAGCCAGCUUUUUGGAGACUAUCCUACACAAUUUGGCAGACCUACCAACUAAUAAUAACUCCAGUCAGAGAGUUGCUUUGAAGGAUCACUUGGCUAUCCUUCAAGAGAUGCUCAACCUAUUGAGAGCCAAUAUCAUCCAUGUGCCGAUACAAGAUCUUGAAUUUCUUCCAGUUAUUGACACUGCAAUUAUUGAUGUCGGGCUUCUGGUUUACUCGUUGUACAGAGGCGAGGAGGAGGAGAAGGAAGACGUUGCACCGGGAGAAGUGAACCCAGAACAAGUUCUUGAUUUGUCAGGAAAUAUUCAAAGCAUAGGCAAAAGGAUCUAUCCCACCUUUCGGAAGGCGUUUCAAUCUAACUUGCCAAGGAUUCUUGGACUAGGCUAUGUUGAUUUCCUUUUAAACAACCUGAAGGAAUUCAAACGCCGUUAUGCAGAUUCACCCGCUUAUAUCAAGAACCAAGUUCAAAUAAUUCAGAAGGAAUUUGAAAGCUUGCAACCAUUUCUAGUGGAUGUUGCAGAAGAGCGACACGAUGGCCUCGACAAAUGUCAGCGUUGUGCUACACAAUUAAUUGGCAAAGCAUAUGAGGUAGAAUACAUAGUUGAUGCUUUUAUAAGUAAAGAAGGUCCUCUCUGGUGCCUUGAGCGUUGGCUUUUGGAUAUCAUAGAGGAGAUUGCUCAUAUCAGAAAUGAGGUGACAGAGAUUCAAGGGAAAAAAAUAGUUGAGGAAGCAAUGAACAAUACUGGCAAAACUCAAACGCCAUCAAGUUUGGCAAGGUCUACAAUCAUGAAUGAUGAAGUUGUGGGUUUUAAGGAUGUCAUAGAAAAAUUAAGAGACCAACUAAUAGGAGGAACCAAAGGGCGAGAUGUUAUCUCAAUAACCGGCAUGCCAGGUCUAGGCAAGACGACUCUAGCCCGCAGACUCUACUCUGACAAGUUAGUUGUUUCUCACUUUGACAUUCGUGCACAGUGUUGUGUGUCUCAAGUAUAUUCACGUAAGAACUUGUUACUGGAGAUUCUACAUGAUGCUACCAGUAAAGACUUUGAAUGUGGAGGAAAACAUGUUGAUCAAUUAGCUGAUGAGCUACGCAAAGCUUUAUACUCCAAAAGAUAUCUCAUCCUUGUUGAUGAUGUGUGGGAAGCUAGUGUGUGGGAUGAUAUAAUACGAUGUUUUCGAGAUGCCAAUAAUGGAAGUAGAAUUAUUCUAACAACUCGAAAUCAUGAAGUUGCAAAUUACGCUAAAUUUCAAAGUGACCCCCUUCCACUUCGUAUGUUUAAUGAUGAUGAAAGUUGGAUGUUACUCAGGAAAAUUGUGUUUGGAGGAGAAAGAUUCCCUCCUCUCCUAAUGAACAUUGGGCAACAAAUAGCAGAAAAGUGUGGUCAGCUACCUCUUUCAAUUGUCUUGGUGGCUGGUAUUCUAGCAGAGAUGGAGAGGAAAGAAGAAUGUUGGGAACAAGUGGCCAAAAAUUUAAGUCCCUACAUUCACAGUAACUCAAAGGCCACUGUAGAACAUAGUUAUCAAAAUUUACCCUAUCAUUUGAGGUCUUGCUUUCUUUACUUCGGAGCAUUUUUAGAGGAUAGUGUGAUAAAUGUUUCUAAGUUAACAAAGUUAUGGAUCUCAGAAGGAUUUAUAAAAGGUUGCGAAGGUAAGAGUAUGGAGGAUAUAGCCGAAGGUUAUUUAGAGAAUCUUAUUAGAAGAAAUCUAGUGAUGGGAACUAAGAAGAGUUCUGGAGGUAAGAUCAAAGCAUGUCACAUUCAUGACCUAUUGCAUGAUUUCUGUAAGGAGAAAGCAAAAGAAGAGAAUCUUCUCCUGUGCAUAAAACGGGAUCAACAUGUCAAUCCUUCUGGCCGUGUUUGCUAUCACAAGCAACUUGCUCAUCGCACGUUCGUUUAUGGUGACCGGUAUCUUAAUGGAGAUUGGAGCUCGUGUUUGCCACAUGUUGGCUCUAUAAUUUUGCAUAAUGAUGGUGCUGCAUUUGGCACUGUCUCCCACAAUUUUCACAGCUUCAGGCUUUUAAAAGUGUUGGAUUUGGAGUCCAUAAGAAUUGAUUCUUUCCCAAUUGAUCUAGUUUACUUGAGGUAUUUUGCUGCACGAACUCAAGUGUCGUCGCUUUCAUCAUUCAUGGCCAACCAUUGGAACCUUGAAACUCUGAUUUUGAGGCAUAGUCAUUAUCAAGAUGCACAAAUGUCACUACCCGUUUCACUAUGGGAGAUGGUUAAAUUGAGAUAUCUGCAUAUUUCCAAGUGCAACUUCAUUAUAGAAACUGCAGAAGAAUUACUUGAGAAGUCCAAAAAACUUUAUGAUUUGAAAACUCUUUCCACUCCAUACUUUUCUUGUAUUCAGGAUGCAGAAUUUAUUUUGGGAAGAACACCUAAUCUUCGGGAACUCAGAUGUGAAGUCGACGGUGUUGACAACUUUCAGUACUAUGUAUUGAAGUUUCCAACAUGGAUUGGAAUUCUGAAGAUUCUUCGCAGAAACACAUCUUUAGCUAAAACCAUCCCCUUUUCCAUCUCCGCUCCAGAUCUCAGAAGCUUGACAGUACGCGAUUUUUACCUGCAUCCUCAAUACUUAUCAGAAAUUGCUUCAUUUCAGAAUCUUCAAGUACUGAAACUGCAAAGCAUUCACUUUGACAAUGAGGAAUGGGAAGUGAGCGAUGGCGAGUUCCCUCAACUCAAAGUCUUGAAACUACAAAGGAUAAAGUUCUUUAAAGAAUGGAUUGUCGCUGACGAUGCCUUUCCCAACCUUGAACACUUGGCUUUGCAUGAUUGCAAAUUUCUUAAGGAGAUCCCUUCUUGUUUCGGAUACCUCUGUUCUCUAAGUCAGCAAGGGAUAUCUGGGAAACACAAGUUGAAGAUUAUCAGAAUUCUAGCUUCGUUGUCUCUAUCCAGGAGUCUUGGUAUUUUAACAAUUCUGAUUCAGAUGAUAAUAAUAAUAAUGAUGAUAGUGGCGGCGGCUGUGGUGGUGGUGGUGAUGAUGGAGAUGCAUUUAAUAAUGAUGAUGAGAGUGGUGGCGGCGGUGAUGAUGAUGAUAAUGAUGAGGAGAAGGAGGAGGAUGAGUAUUUAGCCAAGGCAAUUAGGAAGAUCAUGAGCUUUUAUAGUUAGUGUUUUUUUUUAAACCUUGAUUAAAGUUUCUGAGGCAAAAAACAGUUAAAUAUUUUUUCUUUCCUUUAAUUUGGUAUAUGGAUAAGUUGUUAUUUCUGUUUAAUGUU